AUGGCUGCGGGCUCGUCCAGCCUGAGCUUGGGGGAUGAGCUGAACUGCCCGAUAUGCCUGGAAAUCUUCAUCGACCCGGUGAUGCUGGACUGCGGUCACGACUUCUGCCGCCAGUGCAUCCUACAGUGCUGGGAGAGGGAGAAGAAAGCCUUCUGCCCGGAGUGCGGCGAGGUGUUCCGCGACAAGAACCUCAAGGCCAACCGCGCUCUGGGCGUGCUCUCCAACAAGAUCCGCAACCUGAACACCAAGGACCCGGUGGACCCCAGCAAACCCUUCAACCCCUUCUGCGAGGAGCACCAAGAGGAGCUCAAAUUGUUCUGCGAGACCGACAAGAAGCUCAUCUGUGUGAUGUGCCUGGACAGACGCGACGGCCGCAGCCACAAGGCGCACAACUUCAUGCUCAUCAACGAGGCAGUGGAGAUCUACAAGGAGAAGAUGAGGGCCAAUCUGCAGUCUCUGAACCAGAAGAAGACCUCGGUGCAGAACGUCCUCCUCAAACAGCAGCAGAGUAUCUCAGAGAUCCAGGAACAGUCCAACAACCUACAGAAGCACAUCACGUCGGAAUUUGCCAAACUGCGCACUGUCCUGGAUGAGAAGGAACGCUUGCUGGCCAAAGAACUGGCCGACCAGGAGGAGGACAUCCUGAAGAAGAUGGAAACCAACCUCCGGGACAUUCAGGAGCACUUGAAUGAGACGGAGGAGAAAUUGUCCAAUGUUCAGACUCAACUCACUCAACAAGAUGCCUUUAUCUUGUUGAAGGAGGAUCCAGACAAGGGGAAGAGUGACAGUAAUUAUCAGACGACAGUGUCCGAGGGCAAACUCCCGCUGGGGUCAUUCAAAGGACCGAUCCAGUACAGAGUAUGGCGGGACAUAAUGGAAGUUAUUAACCCAGCUCCCGCCUCUCUGACUCUGGACCCGAGCACAGCCCAUCCGUCGCUCAUCCUGUCCGAGGACCGCACCAGUGUCAAACUCGGAGACAAAGUCCGGGCGGCCUCGGAAGCACUGGAGGUGCCCGACCGUGAGCUCAGCGUUCUGGGAGCCAUGGGAUUCUCAUCGGGGCGCCACUACUGGGAGGUGAACGUGGGCAGCAAGACUGCGUGGGACCUGGGCGUGGUCAAAGAUGUCAUCCGAAAGCGGGGCUCAAGAUCAGCGCAGGACACCGGAUACUGGGUUUUGACCUUAAAGAAUGGAAGUGAAUAUUGGCUUUCGACUUCAACCCCCACGCGCAUUUCGGUAAACUCCAAGCCCAAGAAGGUUGGGAUGUACCUGGACUAUGAAGGUGGACAAUUGUCCUUCUACAACGCGAGCAACAUGUCCACACUCUUCACUUUCACUGACAAUUUCUCCGGCAAGAUAUUUCCUUACUUCAGUCCAGGUGGUAAUGAGGACAGGAAAAAUUCGGAACCUCUAAUUAUCGUUCAGUUCAAGAACCAUUAA
This is a messenger RNA of Pristis pectinata (smalltooth sawfish), 1437 nucleotides long. Its product is annotated as zinc-binding protein A33-like. Gene Ontology annotation, molecular function: zinc ion binding; ubiquitin-protein transferase activity; protein binding. The record is from RefSeq and is a predicted model, not a curated record. The transcript is spliced from 6 exons. Lineage: Eukaryota; Metazoa; Chordata; Chondrichthyes; Rhinopristiformes; Pristidae. Gene Ontology annotation, biological process: protein ubiquitination. The coding region runs from base 1 to 1437 and encodes 478 amino acids.